Messenger RNA from Phymastichus coffea, 2212 nucleotides. RefSeq names its product ionotropic receptor 75a-like. Gene Ontology annotation, cellular component: membrane. The record is from RefSeq and is a predicted model, not a curated record. The transcript has 9 exons. Lineage: Eukaryota; Metazoa; Arthropoda; Insecta; Hymenoptera; Eulophidae. Gene Ontology annotation, molecular function: ligand-gated monoatomic ion channel activity. Bases 1 to 1923 code for a protein of 640 amino acids.
AUGAAAUUGGAAUUUCUUAUUAUUCUGUGCAUGUUAGAAAAAAUUAAAAGCAAUGAACAAAGUAACUUUCUUAUUGAUUACUUUGUUUUCAAAAACGUCCCAUAUGUCGUUGGAUUUUCGUGUUACAAUAUCGAAGAAAAACUGACACUGUCAAAACGAUUCAAUAGAUUGGGAAUUAGAACUUCGUUUCAUUAUUUAGACAGUGGCUCUCAAAUGUUUUAUUUAAUAAAUUCAAAAUACUGGAAAAUAGGAGUUUUUAUUGAUAUCAGUUGUAUUGGAGGAAAUAAACUGCAUUCCUUUUUAUCGAAAGUGGCUGCGUGGCAAUUAUAUGGUGAAAUGCAUAGUUGGUUGAUUUUUACUGACAGAGACUUGUCGAAAGCUAUUGCUCAGCUUGAUGAAUCUGGUUUCGGAAUGUCUACCGAUUUGGUAGUCGCAGUACCAAUUUUAGGCGGCUAUGAACUAUUUGAUGUGUAUAAUCCGUGGAAAGAAGGUGACGCUAAGAUAAACAUAACACGUCUAGGUAGUUGGAUUCAAAGCACCAAUCUUAAUAUAACUCUAAAUCAAAGCAAGUUCAGAAGAAGAUGUAAUCUACACAGAAUUACGAUGAAGUCUUCAUUUUUUGGAAGUAAAUAUAGGCCCAAGAAUAUGUCUCUCGAGGAGUAUUUGCAAGACUAUUCAACACUUUCGAAAGACGGUUUGUCCAAAUUUGGCUACAUUAUGUUGAAACACCUCUCGGAAAUGUACAAUUUUACAUUUCGUUUUGGAGAAGUAGAAACAUGGUUGCCAGGAGAUUCGAUUGGUCCGCUUUCGCGUGCACUUCUGGACAACGAAAUACAGAUUACAGGUAGUCCAGUUGUUAUAACGCAUGAACGAUUACGGUUAACCAAAUUCGUGUACCCAGCAUGGCCGUUUAGAACGUGCUUUAUUUUUCGCAAUCCACAAGCGAAAGACAUUAAAAUAGGCGAAGUUCUUCAUCCGUUUGCCGAUGAAAGUUGGUAUGCAACCCUCAUUGCUCUGAUGACAAUAUUUAUCAUUUUAGCGGUAUCUCUUAAGCAAGAAAGUUACGUGAUCUCAGCGAAUAUUUUGUCCAAUGCGUUUCUAAUAACCGUAGGCUGUAUGUGUCAACAAAGUACGCAUUAUAAUCUGAAUAGAAUAUCCACUCGCAUCGUAUUCAUUCAUUUGAUGAUAUUCAGCAUUUUAACGUACACUUACUACUCUGCAAGCAUAGUUUCAACGAGAUUGAAUGAGCCUAUUUUGAAAAUCAACGAUUCGCUGAAUGAGCUUGGAAAACUUGAGCUCAAAAUGGCUUCCGAGCCAAUGAUUUAUUUCAAUUUUAUUUUCAAUCGAGUGACUGCGUGGGACAAAAAAGUAUUCGUUGAAGAUAAAUGGAUGAAGAUCCCUGAGCCUGAACAAUUCAUGUACCCUGAAAAAGCUAUGACUUUGGUUCGCAAAGGUGGCUUUGCAUAUCAUACACAUCCAGACGUCAGUUACCCUAUUAUUGAUAAAACUUUUACUUUUCGAGAAAUUUGCGAACUUAUGGAAGUGCAUCCAGUGGCUCCCGCGUAUUCAACUUUAUCCGUUAACUAUAACAGCACUUUCGUCGAGCUGACUAAAAUUGGGUUAUCACGAAUGACAGAAGUUGGUAUACGAAGUCGUCAGGUAGAACGAUGGACUUCGAAGAAACCAAUCUGCCGACAAGAUGUAAUAAACGUUUCCAGUACGGAUAUUUAUGAAUUUGCACCUCAUCUCAUUCUUCUUGUUAUUGGAAUGAUAAUGGCCGCAACCAUUUUCGUUUGUGAAUUUGUUUUUGAUAACUACUGGAACUAUCAGGACAGGUGUGAAAAUAAAUACUGUGGAUCAUCUAAAAGUAAUAUUUCUACGACACAUUCUCUGUUGCUGAUGCUAUGCAACACGAACAAAUGAAAAAAGUAUUAGAUCAGGGGCAGUCGAUUGGAACAACUUCAAAAAAUACUAAACACUGUGUAAUAUGACAAUUUUUGUACGGAUAAGAAAUAUUACAGUUUACUAAGGUUGAUGAUUUACUACUGGCGUUCAAGAGCUAGUGAUUGAUAUUUCAUGACUUUUUAACUGUUCUUUUCAAAAGAAUAUUUUCAAAUAUAACUAAUACAAUUGUAUAUAUGUCCGGAAAUCUUCAAGUUGUAUCUGUUAUGAAAUCUGUAUAAAACAAUCGUUAAUAAAUUGAAAAAUUACA